ACUGAGAAGAAGACAUGCGAAGAGAAGUUCAACGCCAAGGAUGGUUUCUCCGCUGUGAAACCCUUGCGCCUGGGAGGCAGAGGCAGAGGCAAGAGACACUAGGCCUGUGAUGGAAACUGACUUGACUGAGGAAGAAUCUGAGAGGAUAAAGACCAGCAGGAACAGGCGGUCACUGGAGCAUCGUCGCAACUCCCUAUUGCCCUUUCAAUGGAAAGCGACAAACAACUCUCGCUGGAUGGCCCAGGUGGUGGCCUCAGAGUUCAGCCUGGUGGCCUUCCUCCUGCUCCUAGUCAUGGUCUUCUCCAAGAAAUGGUUGUAUCCCUCUAAGAGUCGUUUCCAUCAGCGCUACCCCCAAAACGUCACCAAGAGAGUCUACACCUCCAUCCACAGUAUGUCCACAGGGCUCCUGUACAUCUGCGUAUCUAAAAGCUGCCCCAGCUCAGACAACGGGGAAGACAAUUUUAAGAUGUGGACAAUCCAUCCAGUUUUUGGGGUGGCUAAGAUAAGUUUCACCCUGGCCAUAGGGCUGGGUUUUGUCCUCACCACCUGGCUGCACCUGCCGUACCUGCCGUGCCUGCAGAGAAUGCCUUUCUUUGGCCUGAUUGGAAUCAUCCUGAGCUUCUGUGAAGUCACCUUAAUUUUCCUCACCCUCCUGUUGUUCCCUGUUAACCUCUGGAUCUACGAGCUGAGGAAGAAUAUAUCGGUUCCCAUCGGCUGGAGCUAUUUCAUUGGUUGGCUGGUGCUCAUCCUGUAUUUCACUUGUGGGAUUCUUUGCUACCUCAACCAUAAAAACUACUGGAGUCUGAUUACCAGCAGCACCUCCACCAGCACUGCUUGCAGAAGCUUAGGGCCAGCGUCUCUGGUGAGUCCCUCCCAGACCCCCAGCAGCCAGGAGAACAGCCAGGAGCCUCCUAAGGACGACCAAAGCCAUCAAGUCCAGAUAAAGUAGUCUCGCCACCCCAGCCAGACACCACUGGCUAGGACUGUCCUCAUCUGACCAAGGAGGAGCAAAGGAGGAUUUGGGGACCAGCUUUGCAUUCCUCUUCCUCAACUUGGCUUUGUCUGUGGCUCAGGUGAUGUGGAAUAAAUUGCCCAUGUCUUCAUCCUGUCUGACGGUUGUCGAGGAGAACUAGAGGAGGGAGAGGAAGGGAGAAAAGCAGAACCCGAUGUGUUUCUUUCCCAGUUCUUCCUGCCUAUGAACUUUCUGGAGCCCGUUGGUCCCAGCAGCCUCUGCCCGUAGCACAUCUGUGCAGACGUAGGAGGGAGGCCGUGGUAUAGACACUUAUCUGUCACUCACGAGAAUCUGGGUUUGAUGUAAAUGGCACUGAAAACUGAAAAACAGAAGUAAAUUUCGCCAGGCUUCGGUGGCACAUACCUAUAAUGCCAGGAGGCUGAGGCAGGGGGCUGGACAGCCUGAGCUCUAUGAGACGAUGUCCUCAGAAACAAAAACAAAACGUAACCAGCCAAAUUACACAGAUGUACCUGGCUGGAAAAUGACUGCAGUUCUUUCAGGAUCACAAACAAAUUUCUCCCGGGGGCUAGCCAGACACCAUAGGUACAAAGAAAACCAAGCCUAUAUAUAAUCUCUCUCUUACAGUAAGAUCUAGUUUAUGAGCUAUUCUUUGCUGGGUAAAAAUUUAUCCCUGACUUAACUGCCUUGAUGUAAUAAAGGUUAAUUUACAUAGAGUCUGAGGGACAGGAGCCUGGAAGCACUUUGAUUAAAUAGUUCUGUUUCUAAAAACUGGAUGUUAUUUUUCAGUUGACAAAUCAAACUUCUGUAUACAUGUACCGCACACCAUGAUGUGUAUCGCACACCAUGAUGUUUAGAAGCAUGUGUAUAAUGUGGG
Messenger RNA from Mus caroli (Ryukyu mouse), 1847 nucleotides. The record is from RefSeq and is a predicted model, not a curated record. NCBI's taxonomy places the organism in Eukaryota, Metazoa, Chordata, Mammalia, Rodentia, Muridae.